GAGUAAGUGUCUGUUACUGUAGUACCUGUCGAAGAAGACCCUGUUGUAUGAUCGAAGCGUCAGCUUGGACGACGAGUGAGCGGAACGACCAAGCAGGACUGCCCGGGCCAGGCCGCGAAAUCACCGACUAGAUAAAAAGCACCUUUGCUCAUAGAUAGCCAUUGCUGGCAAAAAGGACCCAGACGUGAAAUAUCGUCAGUUAAUAAAAAACAAGCGGCCACCAGAAGAGAGGAACUAUCGAGGCAUGAGAACCUUCUCCUACCAUGAGGCCCUCGGCUUCGAAUGUUUGGAGUUGAGGUAUUAUGACAAAACCGGGCGGGAAGGCAGGCUGGAAGAAGACAUGCCAUUGGACGAGACGUGCACAGACUACAGCAAGAAGAAAUGGAAGUACAAGGAAAGUGCCAAGACAUUCAUACCCGUCAGAUCCAAGCCUAAAGAGCCGUCAGUGAACCCACUAGAUGAUGCAGGUCUGCUGUCCUUCAUGACCUUCUCAUGGCUGACUCCACUCAUCAAAAUGGCGAACAAGGGCAAACUGACACUGGACAACAUCUGGCAACAUUCACCACUCGACACGGCCGAGCCUAACUACAAAAGAUUUGAGCGGCUGUGGCAGGAGGAGGUUGAGAGGGUGGGGAUGGAGAAAGCGUCGCUGCCCAGAACCAUCUGGAGGUUCACCAGGACCAGGAUGCUGAUGACAUAUCUUACCCUCAUGAUUUGUAUGAUAGGUGCAUUCUUAGGGCCUGCGUUUGUGAUCAGGAACCUGCUGAUCUAUGCUGAGUCCAGGGAGGUGAACUGGCCCCUGGGAGUCGGGCUGGUCAUCGCCAUGUUUGUAACAGAGAUGUCCAGAUCUGUGUUUUUCGCAGCCACUUGGUGCCUUAGUUACCGCAGUGCUACAAGAGUCCUGGGGGCCGUCCUGACACUCAUCUUCACCAAGAUUACUCGUCUCAGAAGUCUCAAGGACAAGACAGUAGGGGAGUUGGUGAAUCUGUGUGCUAAUGAUGGCCAGCGACUGUUUGAUGCCACGUCAUUCUUCAUCCUGAUGUGCGGAGCUCCGGCCAUCUUCAUCCUGGGUUUCUGCUACACGCUGUACCUGAUUGGUCCAGCCUCACUGCUGGGCUGUUCCAUGUUCAUCCUGUUCUACCCAUUUCAGGCAGGGAUUUCUCGUCUAACUUCACACCUCAGAAGAAAAUGCAUCGCCAUCACAGACAAACGUGUACGGACCAUGAACGAGAUCCUGACGUGUGUUAAACUCAUCAAGAUGUACGCCUGGGAGAUGCCUUUUGGGAGGGCUGUUAGUGCUGUAAGAAGUGAUGAGAGGAAGGUUCUGGAGAAGGCUGCGUACAUACAGAGUUUCAGUAUCUCCACAUCUCCCCUUGUGCCUGUCCUGGCCAGUAUUCUCACCAUUGUGUUACAUGUGAUGACUGGGAAUGAUCUCACAGCAUCACAGGCCUUUACCAUGUUGGCCAUUUUCAAUUCGAUGCGAUUUAUGUUGGCCACACUUCCGUUCUGCGUCAAAUACCUCGCAGAGAGCAGAGUAGCGCUACAACGUGUCAAGAGUUUGCUUGAUAUGGAGGAAAGGAAGCCCUUCACCACUCGACCUUCAGACCCAGGAAACACCAUCGAGAUCACAGGCGCGACCUUCGCCUGGGACACCAUCAGGCAGGAAGAGGAAGCAGGAAAUCCUGGGACUGCCCCAGUGGCCCAUGGGAAUACUGAGAAAGUUCCUCUGACAAAGGACGAUGCAGAAUCGGUGGAGGAUUUGGUGAAAACACUCGUCAACAUUGACCUGGAGCUCCCAAAGGGCACGUUAACAGGUGUUUGUGGCAGUGUUGGCAGUGGGAAGAGUUCUCUCAUCUCAGGCAUCCUGGGUCAGAUGCGUGUGGUGUGUGGAACAGUAGGACUGACAGGCAGUGUGGCUUACGUGGCCCAGCAGGCCUGGAUCAUGAACGCUUCUGUCAGGGACAACAUCCUGUUUGGAGAGGACUAUGACCAACAGAGGUAUGAAGAUGCUGUGAGAACCUGCAGCCUGACUCAUGACUUCAAUGUGCUGCCAGCAGGAGACUUGACUGAGAUUGGUGAGCGAGGGAUAAACCUGAGUGGAGGUCAGAAACAGCGCAUCAGUCUAGCGCGGGCUGUCUACAGUAACAGGGACGUCUACCUGCUGGACGAUCCACUCAGCGCUGUGGACGCUCACGUGGGACAGCACAUCUUCACCCACUGCAUCAUGGGAGCUCUCAAGGACAAAACUGUGCUGUUUGUCACUCAUCAACUACAGUACCUGCACCUGUGUGACCAGGUUGUCCUGAUGAAGGAUGGUCUGAUAGCAGAGAAGGGUGAACACAGUCAGCUGAUGGCAGCAGGUGAAGACUAUGCCAGGAUGAUACAGGGCUACAUGACAUCACACUGUGAUGAGGAGACAGGGGAGGAAUCUGAUGGAGAAGAGACAGAGCAGCUCAACAACAUCAAGGGAGACAAACUCAUGAGACAAUCAUCAAUGGAUGCACAGCGCAGAAAACGCCUGUCUUCUGUAGUUUCCUCCACCAGUAUUGCUGACAAUGGCGAUGUGUUAGUAGUGGAGGAAGAGGAGGAAGAGGAAGAUUUAUCAGGCAGUCUGGUAACAAAGGAGGAUAUAGAGAGUGGCAGUAUUGGAUGGAGGACAUAUGCUGACUACUUUAAGGCAGGAGGAGGUUACCUGUUAUCUGUGCUGGUCCUUCUGACCUUUAUCUUGGCUGUGGGAGCGAUGGGCUUCAGCAACUUUUGGUUGAGUCUUUGGCUGAGGCAAGGAAGUGGGAACACCACUAUAACAGUGGGUAAUGAGACAGUCAUCAGCACCAGUAUUCGACACCAUCCCGACCUUCACUUCUACAGUCUGGUUUACGGAAUGUCCAUCAUCCUGGUGUUGUUCAUGGUCAUCAUCAAAGGUCUGUCCUUCAUGAAGUUCACCCUUCGGGCCUCCUCCAACCUUCACGACAAGGUGUUCAGGUCUGUCUUCCGCAGCCCCAUGUCUUUCUUUGACACCACACCAACAGGCAGGAUACUCAACCGUUUCUCCAAGGACUUAGACGAAGUGGAUGUGCGACUCCCACUACAAGCUGAGAUGUUUCUGCAGAACUCCUGCCUUCUCCUGUUCUCCAUCGUUAUGGUGGCAUAUGCACUGCCGUACUUUCUCAUCGCCAUUGUGCCACUAGCUGGGAUCUUCCUGUACAUCCGUAACUUUUCUAGCAGUGCCCUGCGUGAACUGAAGAGGUUAGAGAACGUGAGCCGGUCUCCUUGGUUCUGUCAUCUGACUGCUACUGUACAGGGUCUGGCAACUAUUCAUGCUUACAACAAAACAGAGCAGACUGUGGACAGGUUUCUGGCCCUGCUGGAUAAGAACUCCAUGAUCAUGUUUGUGUUCCACUGUGCGAUGCGCUGGCUGGCAGUCCGGCUGGACCAGAUCACCAUCACCAUGUCAACUGUCACCGCUCUGCUGGUGGUCGUUACCCAUGGUUCUGUGCCACCUGCACUGGCAGGGUUGGCUCUGUCUUCUGUUAUACAGAUGACGGGGAUGUUCCAGUUUACAGUUCGACUCAGCUCAGAAACAGAGGCUCGCUUCACGUCAGUCCAGAGAAUUAACAGCUACAUCAAGGGACUUAAACCAGAGGCCCCAUUGACUAUCAAGGAAACUGCGCCGUCCAAGUCCUGGCCUUCAGAGGGUCGUGUACGGUACCAGAAGUACAACAUGCGUUACCGGGAGGGUCUGCCCUUGGUGCUGAAAGAUGUCAGCUUCUCCACAAAACCUUCAGAAAAGGUUGGCAUCGUGGGAAGAACUGGUUCAGGCAAGUCAUCUCUAGGAGUGUCCCUGUUCCGAUUGGUUGAAGCAGCAUCAGGCUCCAUCAGUAUUGAUGACAUCAACAUUUCCACUAUUGGCCUGGAGGACCUGCGCAGCAAGCUGUCAAUCAUCCCACAGGACCCUGUCUUAUUCGUGGGAACUGUCAGGUACAAUUUGGACCCGUUUGAGCAGUACAGUGAUGACCAAAUCUGGAGUGCUCUGGAGAGAACACACAUGAAGCAAGCAAUCUCGGGCCUACAGCUGCAGCUGGAGGCACCUGUUGUGGAAAACGGAGACAACUUCUCAGUGGGAGAGAGACAGCUGCUGUGUAUGGCCAGGGCACUGCUCAGACAUAGCAAGAUCCUGAUGUUAGAUGAGGCGACAGCAGCCAUUGACCCAGAGACAGACAACCUGAUCCAGACAACUAUUCGGGAGGCCUUCAGUGACUGCACCAUGCUGACCAUCGCACACAGACUUAACACUGUACUGACCUGUGACAGGAUACUGGUCAUGGAGGAUGGAGAGGUGGUUGAGUUUGAUUCUCCCAGCUCACUGCUAGCAGACGUCAACUCACACUUCUAUGCCAUGAUGUCAGCUACGAACGUCAACAACCAGCUGCUAAAUUAGACAUACACAUGCAUAUACAUGUAUUCCAAAAAGCAGUUACUCAAGCAACUGGAUAUGAUUUUGAAAACGUCAGACGUUUCAGCUAGUA
Molecule: messenger RNA, 4526 nt
Organism: Branchiostoma belcheri (Belcher's lancelet)
Lineage: Eukaryota; Metazoa; Chordata; Leptocardii; Amphioxiformes; Branchiostomatidae
Product: multidrug resistance-associated protein 5-like
Exons: 30
Coding region: 245-4438 (1397 amino acids)
Biological process (GO): transmembrane transport
Cellular component (GO): membrane
Molecular function (GO): ABC-type transporter activity; ATP binding; ATP hydrolysis activity
Source: RefSeq, a predicted model, not a curated record